AUGAGCUACUCGCUGAACUUAGACACCUUCAAGAAGACUCAAGAUGUUUCCGGCACAAGUGACAUAACAGAGAAUGUGUACGAAAAGGAAAUUAAGGAAAUGAAGGAGAUGAACGAGCUGGAUAGCUCCAACGCUAUUGCCCAGAUGGAGGAAGAUAGGGAGGAGGAGCAGGAAAGGGAGAAGGAGAAAGAAAAGGAAAAGGUGAAGAAACCCCCCUCCUACGAUCAGAAGGAAACAAAAGCAACGAAGAAAAACAAUUUUAUGAACAUUUUUAAAAAGAAAAAAAAAUCGGAAGAAAUUGAAGAAAACGUUUCGAAAAUAUAUGACUCCAAUUGUAUACUUUCCAAUCCGAAUAACGUAGACGAAGAGAAGUACUACCUGUCCUUUAGUGAGCUAAACAGAGGCGACGACCUGUCCGAUAAAAUCGUGGAGGAACGUAGCCCAAGGGACACCAAACAAGUGGAUAAAUCGUUAACAGGAAAAACAAACAAAAAGGAUAAAAAAGUAGACAAGAAAAUGUCAAGAGAGAGUAAAAAAAAAAUGAAGAUAAAAAAAAAAAAAAAAAAAAAUUCUUCCAUGGGGGAGAUUAAAAGUGAGAGCAAGGACGAACUUGCUCAAAAGCAAACGAGUGGAAAAAAAUUCAAUGAGGAGAAUGAGGCAGAGGACAGAAAUUAUAAUUUUGAACCACAUGAAGAUUUAAAAAAAGAAAUCGAAAAAAUAAAAAUAGAUAUAGACAAAAUUAAGAAGAAGGGUAAUGUAAAAAGAAUAUAUGAUGAUUUGAAAUAUAUACUCCUUUUCCAAAAUGAAAUAAUUGAUAUUCUGAUAGAAGACAUAAGGAAAAAUAAAUUAAGAACAAAAUACGACAUGCUAGAAGACAGUACUGUUAAGGAUGAUGUAAAUAAAAUUAUUUUGAAUCACAUAACAUUGGAUCUUUUAAAAUUUAAAUACAUCAACACAAAAUUGAAGGAGCUAAUUCUCUGUGUAUAUGACACGAAGAAAUUUAACUCCUUGAUAAGAAAAAUAGUGUAUAACAAAUUGGAUGAAAUGAAAAAAAUUGUUGAUAAAAAUGGAGAACUAACUUUUGCAAAAACUAUGUUGAGCUUCCUGUAUAAGCAACUUAAGUACUGUCUUGAGGAAGAAGUGCAAUCCUACUAUGAAGAAGUAAAAAAUAUGAACGACGAUAUACAUAAUCUAAAAAAAAAUGUUGUUCAAAUAAUUUUUGAGGCAAUAAAUAAUGUAUGCUCAUUGCCACAUCCAAAUGAGAUAUAUCACACGAAUGGUACGAAUGCCAAAUAUGAAGCUGAACAGAGGAAGAAGCAAAUCAUGUGUCCAGAAUAUCAGAAGGACUUGAAUAGCUUUUUCUCCCUAUACGAUUGUGUUCAUGUCGAGGGAGGGAGCUAUCAUAAGGACGGAGUAAACCAAAAUAAGUUUAAAAAUUUCUGUGUUUUAACCAACGAGAGGAAGGAUAACCAUAUGCCUCCACCUCAAAUGAUGAAUAAAAAUGUAACAUUUGGUGAUCAUACCGGUGGGGUUCUGGACAGAGCACACCUGAUAAAUUCAGAACAGCUGCUAAAUUAUCCACCGUCUACCACCAUUUUGAAUCAUUCCUAUGUGGUUGCAGAUGAUCCUCGGAGGAUGGGUUCCAAUUUUAGAACCCACAAAAUCGUUUCACACACCGCUCCCAUAGAUGUGCAUUAUGCAAGGAAGGAAACUCAGCAGCCUUGUACUUAUGUGUCUAAUUUGAAGGCAACAAACGGGGGUACUUACUCGGACGACUUGAACAGUUAUUACGGCGAGGCUACUUCUGCAGCGGUCACCAAUGGAUAUGACGCAAAUGGACUUCGUUAUAUUUAUGGCAAGAGUGAUGGUCGCAGAAUGCAAAGCAACAGUAAUAAUAUAAUGAGGGGCGUUGCUAAGGAAUGUUCUCUAUUCUGUAAUGGACUAGAUAAAAUGAGAAGCUUUCGUAACUUUACGGAGCACACGAAUGUUCACCCCAUGAUGAGGAACAACCCCUAUGCGGAGUAUCGAAUUGGAUGUAAUGAUCUUCAUGGGGGAGAUGUAUUCGUUGUGGAGAAGAUGAACAGUAGCCCGCGGAUUAUGCAACCCGUGGAUUCGAACAAUCAUUCAGGUGGCUUCACAGUACGUUCCAGUGUGGAUGUGCAGAAUGGUGAUCUGGUUGAAAGGGGGCGAAUUGACCCCCUGCAAAAUGUUUACUUGGGUAAUGGACAUGACAUGAAAAAUUAUGUAUGCACCCCUUCCACGGGGGUCACCUCCUCUACAACCGUACAUAUUGCAGACCCCAUUGGUAGGGCGAAACAUAUGAGCAACCCAAUGGAGUACACGGGGUUCGAAAUAGUAUCUAGCAAGGAAGACAUAAAAAAGCUGGAAACCUUGCUAAACGAUAAAUGGGGGAGUUUUAAGCUCUUUGAGAAGUGGGUUAAGGAUUGUUCAAAAUGGCAGUGGAUAGAUUUGAAGCUUCAGAGGGAGUACAUAGGGAGCAAUGUCGAUUUGGAGAAGCUUAAGGAGGAAAAAAAAAAAUAUUUGGAGAAAUGUAUAAACAAGAAAAUAAAAGAAUUGUGGUGCGGACGAAUGAAAGGUCUAAUGAAUUUGAAGCUAUGUGACAUGGAAAAAAAAAUUGCGAAAAAUUUUACUUCAAAUAAUGUUAUUAGUAAAAAUAUUUAUGAGGUUAUUUUGGAUUUUGAGAGGAGCUCUAUGUGCUACCAGGACUUGUACGCAAAGAUACUAAAUGCUCAGGGCGACAACAAAAAGAUCAGUUCAUUAUUUAAAAAGUACAACGUAUAUGGAGAAAAGAAUAGUGAUGAUGAAGAGGCGAACUUUACACACGGAGAGGGGAAAAAGAAUUCCAUUUCCAAUACGGAGGGUACUAAAUAUGCCAAUAAAAAAAAGGGAUAUGUUCAGUCCUUGAUUUACAGCUUUAAUAAGAAGACCCACAAGCAGAGUAAUCCUAAAGACGGGUCUCAUCUGAAGAAGGAAAAUGAGGAGUUGAACCAGAAGAAGGGGGGCACAACUUCAGUGAAGGAAUCGACUAAUUUGAAGGAGCACAUGGUCGUGGAAAAUGGAGACAACGCGAAGAAGGGAGAUGCAACUAUGAAGAUGAAUACCCAUACGAAUGCCAAUAACGACAAAGACAACAUCGGGGAAGAUGUCCGUAGUAGCCACCCCGAUAGAGUAAACAACUCCUACAUUUACAACGAUUCUUAUCUGCAUACUGACUCUCGACUUAGGAGCGGUUCCCACACAGGAUGCGAAUCUCAUAAUGGAAAAAACCCCUCUGAGCGGAAGAGCGAUUCCCACGGUAGCAGCAGUUCCAGCUCUGGUGUACGAAUAGGACGGUCAAGCAUAAAUAAGAAGGAAAACAAUGGCUCCUUCUUCGACAGCUUCUUUUUCUUCAAAAGUGAGCAGAACAAGAAGAGCUCCGGAAGCAAGUCGGGUAGCUCCGAAUCAGCGGCCAAGUCCAAAUCCAAGUCGAACAGUUCACAGAAUGAAGAUGGCUACCCCAUGGAAUAUUCCAAAAUUGUGGAUUCAAGUAAAUAUAACAAAAAGAAAAAGAAAAAAAAAAACAAAAAGAGUAAUAUGAGUACUUUAAAAAAGAUUUUUUAUCUGAACAGGAAAAAAAAGAGCAAGGAGAAAUCUUCCGACAGCGAUGAAUCUUCGUCCGACAACUCCGCAAAGGGAGAGAAAAAGGAGAAACGCGUAAAGGGUAAGGAAGACACCACCAGGGGGGAUAAAAAAAAUAAUUCCAGAAAAUCAACACGGGAAAAUGGCACCGUAAAAAGGGGAAGCCUAGACCAAAGGGACAAGGCUUUGGAGAGGCAAUCCUCCUCUGAUGAGGAAGAGUACAAAUAUGAUGGAGAAUUCGAAUACCAAAUUUUAGAAAAGGAAGUGGGAGACCAUCUACACUUGGAAGAGGAAAAGGAAAAAAUCGUGUCCAUUGAAGAACUACACAAGGACCAGAGUUCUGAACUUCCGGCGAAGUCGAAUGCUAGCAUGGGUGUGGGUGCUAGGAAAAGUCUCAACAUAGUGAAGGAUGGAGGAAAGGAAGAAUCCAAGCAGGAAAUGCAGGAGGCAAAGCAAGGCCAUAGCCAACCAGAAAAACAACAAGGGAAAGAAGGAGGUAGGCAUCAAGGAAAACACGAACCCACAAAAAAUGGCAGACCUAAGGCAGCAGAACCUAUAUUGACGAGCCAAAUAAACGAAGACAUGGAAGAAAGCAAGCGUCGCGCAUCCUACAACAAAGAGACUCAGAUAAAUAAGGUAUAUUCAUUUGUGGAGGAGCACUCGAUGAGUUUAGGAAGAAAUUCCAAGGAAAAUUCUAGCGUAGUAAAUAAAAAGGCAAAUUCUUUUGUGGAUUAUGGGUCAGGCUCAUUGGGGGAGCACAAAAGGGAGUGCAGCCGUUACGGUGAAGGCAAGGAAAAAGAGAAGAAUGUAGUAGACCAAAUCGGAGCGGAUGAAGAAACGGGGAGGGGAGAAAAAUCACGGAAUAAUGAUGCCCACCAAGGGGAACACCAAAAUCGAAGCAAAAAAAAUAACUCCAUUACUCACUCAGACAUUUCGUACUACUCACAUGAUGAGGAUGAAGAGGAGGUAGACGAGGGGGGCAAAGAAUACGACAACUUCUCGAGCAUAGGUUCUAUAAAAAAAGGAAAUAAAAAAAAUAAAAUUAAUAAAUUCUUUAAGAAUUUGGGAAAGUUUAGCUUCAAGCCAUCAAAAAAGAAGUCCAAACAAAUGUCCACGCGCAUGGAUGAAAUGAUUCUGAAGAGUGCACCCAGUGUUGCUUCCAACGAAAAUAAUGAAGAACAUAUGGAUGAUGAUAUACUAGAGAAGGAUCACGAAGGGGUCGGUCCCAAAAGGAUGAGUGGACAUGGGAAAAUGUUUAUGUCGAAGAGCUUCAUGCUAAGUAGUGACGUCAAUAAUAAAAAGGGGGGAGGUGUCACGAAACGGAAAAUGAGCCAUCAGGUGGAUAAAUUAUAUUCGUAUAUAAACAAACUCAAGGAGAAGAAAAAGAACUCCACCAAAAUGGAGGUAAACUUGAAUGAUGAGAAAACAAACGGUGCAGUGGAGGAGAAGCAACCGCACAGAGAAGGUGAGAGAAAGCCAAGUGAGAAGGAAAUUCUCCCCAUGCGUAUUAUCAGUCGUAUAGAAACUGCAAACAGUAUGAGUAUAUCCAAUGAAAACAUCACGAAGGAGGUAAAAGAAAAUGAGUCGGAAGGAAACGCUUUGACGAAGAGACCGUACAGCAGUGGUAAUAUAAACAAGGUGGAUAAUUAUUUUGGUGAAAAAUUUCUGGAUAAGAGCAGUCCUAGGGGGCAGAAAAAUUCGCCGCGCUUUGGAUACAGCCAGUCUAAUCAGGAAAUCUCAGAAGGAAGCGGCAAUUCCGUCGGGAGCGCUUCAUCUGCGAAAAAUGCAUAUGAGGAUAGUGCAGGGAAAGGGGGUGUAGAAGCCACAGAGGAGAAGAAAUACCAAAGUGGAAAAUUUGACGAGGUGAGAAAUGUUACGGGUGCGAAGAGGAAGGAAAGGAAAAAAAACAAGGGGGAGAAGCUAGACACGUGGAAUACACGACGUGGAGUGAAAACGCCCAGCUUGUCGUUUUCCUCAGAGAACCUAAGCGAUUACGUGAAGAGCAAGUACCAGGUUAAGGAGAACGAAGAAAUCCAUAGAGAGGAGAUGAGCUCCGUAAGUGCUAUGGACAGUAAGCUGGGUGACAGCAUGUACAGUAGCUUAUACCUCGAAGAACGGGACCAGAAGUUUAAGCAAAAUAUUUCGAAAAAGUUUUUAAACAAAAAGAAAAGCUCAAGAAGUUCAAAAGGUUCAAGAAGUGCAAGGUGUUUCAAAAAGGGAAGUCGAAACGGGGAUGAAAAUUCUUCAAAUUCUUUGGACAUUGUUAGAUUAUCCAGUUUUAAAUCAAAGUCAGAUGUGAAACUUUCGUGUAGUAACAGCAAGGGAACUUCUUUUUCGUUGUCCGAUUCGAAGGAAUCCCACAUUUCGCGUGGGUACAUGUCCGACAGCAAGAAGGAGAAUAAUUCGUACUACAAUUAUGUCCAGUCAAUAUUACCUUUUGGAAUGAUGGCUCAUCGGGAGAAUGCUAGCCACGAUGAGAAUUCAGAAGAUGGAAGAAAGGAAUAUAUAUCGGAGAGGAAUGGAUAA
This is a messenger RNA of Plasmodium knowlesi strain H, 6165 nucleotides long. Its product is annotated as conserved Plasmodium protein, unknown function. The record is from RefSeq and is a predicted model, not a curated record. NCBI's taxonomy places the organism in Eukaryota, Apicomplexa, Aconoidasida, Haemosporida, Plasmodiidae. The transcript has 2 exons. Bases 1 to 6165 code for a protein of 2054 amino acids.